Molecule: messenger RNA, 828 nt
Organism: Diutina rugosa
Lineage: Eukaryota; Fungi; Ascomycota; Pichiomycetes; Serinales; Debaryomycetaceae
Gene: URA3
Product: orotidine-5'-phosphate decarboxylase
Exons: 1
Coding region: 1-828 (275 amino acids)
Biological process (GO): 'de novo' pyrimidine nucleobase biosynthetic process; 'de novo' UMP biosynthetic process
Cellular component (GO): cytosol
Molecular function (GO): orotidine-5'-phosphate decarboxylase activity
Source: RefSeq, a predicted model, not a curated record
AUGACUACUCAUCGCACCGCAUCGCGCUCGCCAGAUCAAAUGGCGCCCACCUACACCGAGAGAGCCGAUGCCCACACCUCGCCGCUUGCCCAGCGGUUGUUCCGGCUCAUGGAGCUGAAGCAGACCAACUUGUGUGCCUCGGUCGACGUCACCACCACCCAGGAAAUGUUGGCGUUGGUCGACAAGUUGGGGCCCUACAUCUGUCUCGUGAAGACCCACAUCGACAUCAUCGACGACUUCACCUACGAAGGCACGGUGGUGCCGCUUUUGGCGCUCGCCAAAAAGCACAACUUUUUGAUUUUCGAAGACCGCAAGUUCGCCGAUAUCGGCAACACCGUCAAGCACCAGUACCUGGGCGGUGUGUAUAAGAUUGCUCGUUGGGCCGAUAUCACCAAUGCCCACGGCGUCACCGGUGCUGGUAUCGUCAAGGGGCUCAAGGAAGCCGCUGAAGAAACUACUGACGAGCCCAGAGGGUUGUUAAUGUUGGCGGAAUUGCUGCUGAAGGGGUCGAUUGCCUACGGCGAGUACACGGAGAAGACGAUUGAGAUUGCUGAAUCGGACAAGGAGUUCUGCAUCGGGUUUAUCGCUCAGCGUAAGGUGGAAAAGCCCGGUUUCGACUGGAUCAUCAUGACCCCCGGCGUCGGUUUGGACGAUAAGGGCGAUGCUCUCGGCCAACAGUACCGUACUGUCGACGAAGUGGUGUCUACGGGCUCCGAUAUCAUCAUCGUCGGUCGUGGUCUUUUCGGUAAGGGCCGUGACCCCGUGGUUGAGGGCCAACGGUACCGUGACGCCGGCUGGGCCGCCUACCAAAAGCGCUGCCAACAGUAA